AUGGGACAACCUACAGGCGAGGGCUUCGCUGGGCGCGGAGCUCUUUGCGUCUAUUUGACGGGCUUUGGACCCUUCGGAGAAGUAUCUGAAAAUCCUUCUGCAACUCUUGUCAAGGAAUUGGCUGCAGCUCUUGGAGACACCAAUGCCGCUACAGACCCUUUGUCCCAUCAGAAGAAGAGCAUCCCUUCAAUUUUUUCUCCCUCGAGCACUCCUGGCACGCUUGGAAGCCCCGGAGUCACUGUGAAGCCAGCAGAGUGCAACAGUCCUCCAACGGAGGCGUAUUUGGGGAAAACAAGAAUUGAAUUGUGUGGAUGGGAAGUUUUGGAGGUUUCGGCAGAUGCAGCCACAGAGGCCGCGUACCGCAUACACUCUGCCCUCAACAACACAAGAAAACAGAAGCAGCAUUUGAAGCUGCUAAGCACUAAUGACAACACUUCAGGCGUUGGAGAGAGACAAAGAAGCCAUGAAGCAAAUCCCUCAGUUCCUGACGGAGGCUGGACGGAGGAACCUGUGGCCUUGGCCUUGCAUUUCGGUGUCAACAUGAGAAGUAACCGUUGGAUGCUUGAGACAAAUGCGAAGAAUGAUGCCCGAUUUACCUGUGUGGAUGCCAAGGGUUGCCGGCCCCAGACAGAGCGAAUAUCAUGUUGCAUGCCAUUGGAGUAUCGUUUACGUUCUUCUUUUUGUCUGGAACCUAUUGCUGCAAAUCUAAGAGAGCGAGGUUUCCCUUGCGGCGUCUCAGACGAUGCUGGCUGCUUCGUUUGCAACUUUCUCUACUUCAAGAGCCUGCAGGAGAGUCAAAUGAGCGGCGUUAAUGCUCUAUUUGUGCAUGUCCCCCCUUUCUCAGAGCUGAGCCUGCAGCAGCAGUUAUCUGCCGCCCUUCAACUGCUCUCCAUCUUAGCCCAGAGAAAAACGCCUGCUGAGGCUAUAUCGGAACACCACAUGUAA
This is a messenger RNA of Eimeria necatrix, 945 nucleotides long. RefSeq names its product chromatin organization modifier domain-containing protein, putative. The transcript has 5 exons. The record is from RefSeq and is a predicted model, not a curated record. The coding region runs from base 1 to 945 and encodes 314 amino acids. Gene Ontology annotation, biological process: proteolysis. NCBI's taxonomy places the organism in Eukaryota, Apicomplexa, Conoidasida, Eucoccidiorida, Eimeriidae.